AUGUGUUGGCAGUAUUCCAGCUCCAAUUUAAUUUCCGAUGCUGCUAUGCAGCGACUCACCACUUUCCUCGACGACGAUGCAUACAAUCGAAAUGACGUCAAGAUAUUCAAUCCUACCCGAGAGAAGAGAUUCGUAGCACAGUACCUUGAGGACCAUUCCAAUCCAUUCAGCGCUCGGAAUGGAUGGAAAGAAUCAUCAGUCUACAUCCGCCUACCUAAAGAAAAAAUGAAAUGGCCAUUAGAAGGUGAUGCCCCUGAGCUCGAGAUUAAGGGUGUGCGCCAUCGAUCACUGAUUGAUAUCAUUACGGAGGUUUUUGAAGACGGCGCUGCGACGACCUUCCAUAUGACGCCAUUUCAGCAUAUGUGGAAAGUAUCCGAAGAACGCACCAUCAAAGUAUAUUCAGAGGCAUAUGCCUCACCUGCAAUGAUGGAUGCUUACAUCGAGGUCAACUCCCUUCCCCGCCAAGCAGACGACAAUCUCGAAUGCGUGGUCGCAUCGCUUAUGAUGUAUUCGGACUCAACACACCUUUCCAAUUUCGGUGACGCCUCCCUCUGGCCGUUCUAUGUUUUUUUUGGAAAUGAAUCUAAAUAUACACGCGGGAAGCCUACAGCUUCCGCAUGUCAUCAUGUCGCGUACAUUCCUACAGUAAGUUGUUUUCAAAUUGCUUAA
Messenger RNA from Suillus clintonianus, 669 nucleotides. RefSeq lists its product as uncharacterized. The transcript has a single exon. Lineage: Eukaryota; Fungi; Basidiomycota; Agaricomycetes; Boletales; Suillaceae. The record is from RefSeq and is a predicted model, not a curated record. Bases 1 to 669 code for a protein of 222 amino acids.